This is a messenger RNA of Penicillium roqueforti, 930 nucleotides long. RefSeq lists its product as uncharacterized. Gene Ontology annotation, biological process: transmembrane transport. The transcript is spliced from 4 exons. Gene Ontology annotation, cellular component: membrane. NCBI's taxonomy places the organism in Eukaryota, Fungi, Ascomycota, Eurotiomycetes, Eurotiales, Aspergillaceae. Gene Ontology annotation, molecular function: transmembrane transporter activity. The record is from RefSeq and is a predicted model, not a curated record. Bases 1 to 930 code for a protein of 309 amino acids.
AUGAACGAUGAGAAGCUAGAUCUCAAGGAUAGCGCCUCUGAGCACUCUACUUCAUUAUCGCUGCCCUUACCAGAAUGGGAACCCAGCCAUGAGCAAAAAGCUCGCAGAAAGAUCGAUAUGUCGGUGCUGCCUCUGCUUUUUCUCGGUCUUCUUGUUUUCCAGCUAGACCGCAUGAAUAUUGCGAGCGCAUUGACUGGUGGCUUCGCCGCUGAUAUCAACGUUUCACAGUCCACAAUUAAUUUGGGAAAUCAGCUCAUGUUUAUGGGUAUCGUGGUGUUUGAGAUACCAUGUAAUAUGGCCUUGCAACGAAUUGGUCCUCGCAAGUGGAUUUCGGCCCAGGUCUUUCUCUUCGGCUUACUUGCUACCAUGCAAGUAUUUGUCCACAAUCGAGGAUCUUUCUUGGCUAUACGGCUGCUUCUAGGGUUCGCUGAGGCAGGAUAUAUUCCCGGUGCAGUCUAUACUUUGUCGUCGUGGUAUACGAAAAGAGAAUUAGCUAAGAGAGUUGCGAUUUUCUUCUUUGGGAUGUUUGGCGGCAACGCUCUAAGCCCUAUCCUAGCCUCUGGCAUUCUGCUUCUUGAUGGUCGACACGGCAUUCGAGGAUGGCGGUGGCUCUUCCUAAUCGAGGGGUUGUUCACUAUAUCUGUCUCAUUCCUCCUAUUACUAUUUCUACCUGGAUCACCCGAUCUCACCCGGCCAUUGUUGAGCCCGGGGAUUAUCAAAUUCACAGAUUCCGAGAAGGAGAUUCUUCAAAAAAGACUCGAAUACGACAAUGGCGGAAGUACCGAGGGCGCGUAUGGCGUGCGCAUUCCAUUGAAAGUUGUCUUUCGUACUGUGUGUUGCUACCGUCGCUGGCCGCACUUCAUCUCUACAUUCGUCGUGUUUUCGACAUGGAGUCCUCUAACCACCUACACGCCGUCCAUCAUCAUGUGA